Messenger RNA from Paramecium pentaurelia, 993 nucleotides. NCBI's taxonomy places the organism in Eukaryota, Ciliophora, Oligohymenophorea, Peniculida, Parameciidae. The record is from the annotation of a GenBank genome assembly.
AUGCUCAAAAAAUACCUCUCUACUUGUUCAUCUAAUCAAUAAAAUUAGUUAAAAUCUGCAAUAACCAAAAUAAGUAUAGUCAUCUCCUUAAAAUUUAGAUCUAUCUUAAAGAACUAUUAAUUAUGGUACUCCUAAAAUCUAACUAAAUCUAGGAUCAAUUUAAAAUAGUAUUUUAGAUAAGUAAUACCCUUCAUCAUAACAUAUCAAAUCAAAUAAGUUAUCAGAACACAAUUUGCACAGUAAUUACGUAAAAUCAUCUUAGAACAAGAUUAUUCUCCAUCUAUUAGAGAUUCUAGUUAAUAAGGCUUGGAUCUAUUACUAACUUAAAGAGAUGAAACCCUUAAAUUUAGAUCGACUUCGUAAAACGAAAAAAAACUAUAAUUGAAGCGAUAUAGUGGUAAAUAAUAAUGUAUAUCCAAUGAAAAGAUCAGAGUCUUUGAUGUUUUCAAUCAAAGUAUUAGGUUAAAUAAAUAACCCAAUACUUCAAAAAUUUACAUAACCACUAAAGAAACCUUGAAAGUUCAACUGUAAUAGCAGAAAAACAAUCAACAAAAUUAGUUCAAAAUUUUACCAAAUAAUAUAAAUAAUCAAUAAAAGAAUGAUGAAAUACAAAAAUAAUCCAAUAAACCACCUAUAUCCAGUAAAUUAAAUGAAUCAAGAGAUAUUCUCUAAUAUAUGAGAUAGAAUUAAACAAAUAAUAAUAAAACUACAUAGUCUAAGGAUGCAUAAGGCAUUUAAAAUAUGAAAAAUUUCUUUCAUUCUCCAUAACAGAGUGAAAAUAUAGUUUUUAGUACUUCAGGUAGAUAAAAUAAUAAAAUAGAUAUUGAAAAUACCAAAAACGAAAAUAUUCUUGAAUUACUUUUACUUUCAACUUAAGAACUUAAUAAGAAAUUGAAAAAUAAAGAAAUUGUUAGAAAUUAAUCGGAAGAAAAAAUACCAGUAAAAAUAAGACUAAGAGCAGGUAGUAGAUUUCCAAAAGACUUCUUUGAAUGA